ACAGUUCCAACUUUCUAACAUGGUUUCCAAAUUGCAAUAUGUCUUUAUUGCGUUGUUAAGGUAAAAUUCGUUAUGUAUGUUAGCUAUUGUCUUAAUUUUGUUUAAAUUUUGUGACUAACGUUCGAUCUAAUUUUUAUAUUCUUUAUUUCAAUUGCUACAGUUUCUAUUGAAAUGUUAUCGUAGUUAUAAUUUUAUUUCCCGCCACGAGUUCAAAAGGAAUAAUGGCGGAAAACGUGAUGGAGACCUCAAGAUCGGUAGGCGAAGAUACGAAUGUAAUUACAAUGUUAGAUGUGUUGGAGGAAGAACAAGAAUUAGAAGACGAUGCUACAGCGGUCUUAGGUGCUUCGGAUGAUAAGAAUUGUACUUACAUUGAGGGUUACGUGAGGAGGCAGGCACUGUACGCCUGCAAGACGUGCGUCCCGGUGGCCAGCGAGGGCCGGGAGCCGGCGGGGGUGUGCCUGGCGUGCAGCUACUCCUGCCACGAAGGUCACGAGCUGGUGGAGCUGUACACCAAGAGGAACUUCCGCUGUGAUUGUGGGAACAGCAGAUUUGCCAGUAGAAAAUGUAAUCUGGAGCCGAACAAAUCGCCGAGCAACGAGUUGAACUCGUACAACCAGAACUUCCACGGCCUGUACUGCACGUGCCACCGGCCCUACCCGGACCCCGACGACGAGGUCGAAGACGAGAUGAUCCAGUGCGUUGUGUGCGAGGACUGGUACCACGGCAGGCAUUUGGGAAGUACAAUCCCCCCUCAGCACGACUACUCCGAGAUGGUGUGCCUGGACUGCAUGCACGCCCACGAGUUCCUGUGGCACUACGGAGGCCUGUUCGUGACCAAGGUCGCGAGGGAGGGCAGCCGCGGGCCUGAGUCCCACGUGGACGUCACCACUGCCCCCGCGGGCAACUCCAGAGACGCCGGGGACUGCGACGGUCUGCGCGGCGACGGAGCGGGCGCCGGCUCUAGCGGUGACGACAAGGCUGCUCUCUGUGCUGGGGUCAACGGCAGUGAAACCGCGACGAACGGCGUUCAGGACGGCCGGAAGCCAGCCAACAGUGUGGAUGGUCGCGAACGUGGUUGCCUGAUCAAAGACAAGAAACUCGUGAAAGGUUCCGGAGCAGUGUUCUUCAGCGACGGGUGGCGGAAGAACUUGUGUCGCUGCAACGAUUGUCAGGCGCUGUACGACGCUCAGAAUGUCAAGUUUCUGACGGACGAGCAAGACACGGUGCAGGCGUACGAAGAGAAAGGCAAGGCCAAAGCCCAGGUGUCCUCGCAGUACGAACAAGGCAUGAAGGCCCUAUCUUCCCUCGACCGCGUCAAGCAGGUCGAAGCCAUCGAAGAAUAUAACAAUAUGAAAACCCAGCUGAAAGAAUAUUUGCAGAAGUUUGCUGAAAAUAAGAAAGUGGUCAGAGAAGAAGACAUCCGAGAAUUUUUUUCGGGCAUGGAAGCCCGAAAAAAGCAGCGGUUAGAAGUGCAGAUUCCGUACUUUUGUCGCUAGUAAGAUUUUCUAUGAAAAUGUUUCAGUUGUGUACAGUAAAUUUGCAGUUGUAUGACUGUAAACAAUUUUUUCAUUUCUACCUAAGGGAUGUUUUAAUGUAUGAUUUAUUUUUUAAAUUAGAAUUACAUACUGGUUAGUCUCUGCAAGGAAAGGUUUUUUUCUGUAUGUUGGUUAGGUUUUUGCAAAACAAUUCAAGAAUGAAAACAGUUUAUUUAUUAUUAAUAAGUAGAGACCUGAAAAAUUUGCGGGUUCAUUUCGUGUUAUGUUAAAAUUCUAAUAAUUAUACCUUAGUGCUGCUUCUGCCAUUGGGUCACUGUUAAUCUGGAGGACUGAGGGCCAAUUAGAGACCCUCACUCAUAGAAGUGUCGAAUCACAGACACUCGGUCGAGACGACUCACAAGUCAGCAGCCAAUGAACAGUUGGCAUUUGCCCGAGUGUGUAAAGGAUAUUGGAGUCUAUCCUGGAGGUCAUUGAACCCGCGAAUUUUUCCGGUCUCUAUUUAUGUCAGUUAUUUUAGUUCAUGAAUUACUCUGGAAUUCUGUAACUUAUUUGAAUUAAGUGAUAGAAGCCAGUAUGAAUAACAUUUUAAAAUGAUUUUUCACCCUAUGCGAAGAAAUACAGUGGAAUUUCAGUAGAAAGUACCUACCUCACUUUAAAGUACUUUUCACUAUGAAAGUAUGUAUUUUAAAUCAGCACAAUAUGCUUUACAGUUAAGAGCAGUUCAUUUCAAGCAAAUUAAAUACUAAGUACUAAAAAUUAUGAUUUAUUUUUAGUGUAUCCUAUUGAGAUUUUGUUAUAUAUAGCCUUUGGUACCCUUUCUAAUAUAUUUUAUCUCAAAAGUGCUACCAGCAGUACCAGAAGAAUCGACAAAGGAAAAGUAAAUAAUUUUGUUGCCUUAAUAUUAUUUAUUACUCUAUACAAAUAAUUUUAUGAUAUAAUUUUUUCAAUUUUUUGUAUGCAUUUAAGUUACUGUUCAGUCAAGACAGUCUGUAUAUCUUUUUGUCUCUAUGUAUGAUAUGUAUAAACAUACUGCUACAAUUUUUUGAGUCUCUGUUUUCAAUAAAAUAUUUAAGUGCUUUUUUUUAGUAGAGGAUACAAAAAAUUCCAUUGCCGCUCACAAACGUUUUAAAUAAAGAUGUAGUACUCAAUGAAGUACUGAAAAUUUCAGAAGAAAAUAUGAUUGCAACCAUGAUCCUGAUACGAAACGAAGAUGGUAUAGGCAUAAAUAUAAAGCAGAGUUUGGACCUCAUAAAAUAAGUACCUAUUCUUACUUUACUAUGCUGUUGAUAGUUGUGUGAAGAUACAAAGUAAUAGUUUGGUUUCAUGUUUUUACACUUAAAAUAUGAUAAGUUCAUUGUGUAGAAGUUUAUAGAGUGGAAUUAGAACAUAUACAUUUUUUUUUUAAAUUUUAUUGUAUUAUUAUUUGAUAGAUACACUCUUAAUGUGUUAACAAUAAUUCUCAUAUUCUGUUAAUUUUGUCUCUUAAAUAUUGUGUGAAAAAUUGAUUUGUUCUGUUGCUGUUUCAGUACAUUUGUAGUGGUGUUUUAUGUAAUCAAACACAAAUUUUCUCUAGUUUAUGAAAUUGGGAUUUUUUUUGUGUUAUAAAUUUUUUAUGUGAAUGGUUUUCUUUGUACCGUAGCAUGUAAAACCUGUGUUAAUUUUUCAGAUCCAUUGUUGACUUUUACAUUUGAUAAGACUUUGGGUUAGGUAAUGGUUGUAUGUACUUUGUAGAUUAUUUUCACAAAAUAAAUCAAGUUUUCUUAUAAA
Molecule: messenger RNA, 3263 nt
Organism: Bacillus rossius redtenbacheri
Lineage: Eukaryota; Metazoa; Arthropoda; Insecta; Phasmatodea; Bacillidae
Product: putative E3 ubiquitin-protein ligase UBR7
Exons: 8
Coding region: 222-1496 (424 amino acids)
Cellular component (GO): cytoplasm
Molecular function (GO): zinc ion binding; ubiquitin protein ligase activity
Source: RefSeq, a predicted model, not a curated record